CUGAUUACGACUUCAAAUUACUUGAAAAUAUUGUGUAAAAAAGUCCAGCAGAACAAGGGUUAAGUUGACGUGAGCGAUAACCUCAGGUAUGUUUUUCCUGCCAGACACCACGUAUCCGGGUGGAGCGAGCAGCCGCCGUGGUGUCUGUAGCUUCCUCCGCGCCCGCCGCAGCUUCCUGGUCGCCGGCAUUGCGGUGCUCCUGAGCCUAGGUGUCAUUGGACUUGCACCUCUGACGUUCAGCAACAAACAGGAAAUAUCUCAAUUGUCGACUACUGUUGACGCCUUGAAAGUCAACCAAGACAACAUGCGUCAACUGUCUGCUACUGUUGACGCUUUGAAGCGCGACCAAGAUGCCUUGAAGCGCGACCAAGACGCCUUGAAGCGUGACCAAGAUGAGGUAACACGCGACCAAGACGAGGUAAAAUGCGACCAAAAUGACAUCCGUCAACUGUCCGCUACUGUUGACAUCUUGAAGCGCGACCAAGAUGCCUUGAAGCGCGACCAAGACGCCUUGAAGCGCGACCAAGAUGAGGUAAAACGCGACCAAGACGAGGUAAAAUGCGACCAAGAUGACAUCCGUCAACUGUCCGCUACUGUUGACGUCUUGAAGCGCGACCAAGACGCCUUGAAGCGCGACCAAGACGCCAUGAAACGCGACCAAGACGACGUAAAAGGGGACCAAGAUGACAUGCGUCAACUGCUUACCACUGUUGACGCCUUGAAACGUGAUCAAGAUGCCUUGAAACGCAACCAAGAUGCCUUGAAGCGUGACCAAGACAACAUGAAACGCAACCGAGACGACGUAAAAGGGGACCAAGAUGACAUGCGUCAACUGUCCACCACUGUUGACGCCUUGAAACGUGAUCAAGAUGCCUUGAAACGCAACCAAGAUGCCUUGAAGUGUGACCAAGACGACAUGCGCAGAUUAUCCACCACAGUUGAAGCCUUGAAGUGCGUCCUGUACAAAGAGCGCAAACAGACCGCCACCCUGGAGAAGCGUCUUCACGAGAUCAAGCAGACUUUACCAUCUUGUCCCGAAGGUUACACAAUGUGGCGUGGAACCUGCUUCAAGGCCUUCGACACAUCCAAGACCUUCAGUGGAGCGGCGAAUGCCUGUGGUGCAGACGGCGGCACCCUUGCCAUGCCCCAAGACGCUGAGACCAACACCUUCCUGGCCUCUCUGUCCAAGUCUGUGAGCCACAUUCGUGCCUUUUGGUUCGGUCUGCACGAUCGGCGCGAAGAGGGGAGGUUUCAGUGGAUGGACGGUUCUGCACUUGGGUCGUAUAGAUCCUGGGCUCCGGGACAACCGGACAGCCAUGACGGCAACGAAGAUUGCGUCCUUUACCCUACAAGCCAGAAAGACAAGUGGCACGAUAGGAACUGCCACCAAAGGGCUUACUUCAUAUGCCAGGCCGCUCCAGAACGUCCAUAGGCGACAGGCAGGACCCUCACCACUACUGCUCUCUGACCAUCCGCAGUCAAGCUAACCAGUAAGAAUUAAGACUGGGACUUAUAGCAUU
Branchiostoma belcheri (Belcher's lancelet) is the source of this 1520-nucleotide messenger RNA. Its product is annotated as CD209 antigen-like. The record is from RefSeq and is a predicted model, not a curated record. The transcript has 4 exons. NCBI's taxonomy places the organism in Eukaryota, Metazoa, Chordata, Leptocardii, Amphioxiformes, Branchiostomatidae. Bases 89 to 1432 code for a protein of 447 amino acids.